GCCAGCCCUUUUCCGUAGGAACCUUAAGUCGGGAAGAUCAGGAGAAGCCCUUGGCGAUUUCUUUUACUUGCCGGCCGCCCUAGCCUCCUUUGCCAUUUUAAAUGGGCCAAUCUCAGGCUCGCUCCUACUCGGGGUUCGGGGAGCGCUGUACCCCUCCGGCCGUUAGGAUCCUCAGCGCUCAGCGCGGGCCGCACCCUCCGGCCUGCCCCGCCCUGGGCAGCUGCAGGAAAUAUCCAUUCUAGCCACGGGCUCUCUCUGGGGCAGAGUUUUCCUCCUAGGGGCGCCCAAAAUGCUCGUGGCCGCCGUGGGGCCCCUCCCAGCCCGUGACCAGGAACUUGAUGGGCGGGGAUCCCCUGGCAGGCAGCUCACUCGGUUGCCGUCUCUGCCCGCUCUCGUGCCUCGGAGCUGACUUCUCGGCGGCGCCUGACUUGGGCUCUGCAGCAGCAAAGCCUGGCACGGAUCCCUCCCCCCUCCCUCCCCUCGGUUCUCGGCCCGAGCUGCCGCUGCCGCGGCCGUCGCUGUCCGAGGCCCGGCCGGGAGGAGAAGGGAGGCACUGACUCCUACAAGGCGGGGCGAGGGUACGGGCUUCCGAGGCUUUUCCCAUUGUCCAGGUCUGUCCCUGUUCUUGGAGUGUCAUGCUUCGCUGGGUGCGGGGCUUCGUGCUGCCCGUGGCGGCCUGCCAGGAAAACGAAGCCUACAAACGCUAUGAAAACCUUUUCAAGAAGUUGGACCGCAACAAGGAUGGAAAGGUGGACAUCAGCGAGCUGCAGGAGGGCCUGAAAACCCUGGGCAUCCCUCUAGGCCAAGACGCGGAAGAGAAAAUUUUCAGUGUUGGUGAUACCAACCAGGAUGGGCGGCUGGACUUUGAAGAAUUUAUGAAGUACCUUAAAGAUCAUGAGAAAAAGAUGAAGUUGGCGUUUAAGAGUCUGGACAAAAAUAACGACGGAACAAUUGAUACUUCAGAAGUUGUCCAGUCUCUGAAGAUCCUAGGCAUAGAUAUUUCUGAACGACAGGCAGAGAAGAUUCUUCAAAGCAUUGAUGCUGAUGGGACAAUGUCAGUUGACUGGAAUGAAUGGAGGGACUACUUUUUAUUUAAUCCUGCUGAAAACAUUGAGGAAAUAAUUCGCUUCUGGAAGCAUUCUGGGAUUGACAUAGGAGACAGCUUGUCUAUUCCAGAUGAGUUCACAGAAGAUGAAAAGAAGUCUGGCCAAUGGUGGAGACAGCUCUUGGCAGGAGGGAUCGCUGGGGCUGUCUCACGAACAAGUACAGCGCCUUUAGAUCGGCUGAAGGUCAUGAUGCAGGUCCAUGGUUCAAAGUCCAAAAAAAUGAACAUAGUUAGUGGAUUUAAGCAGAUGGUGAAAGAAGGAGGCUUCUGGUCCCUUUGGAGAGGAAAUGGUGUGAAUGUUAUUAAAAUUGCUCCUGAGACAGCUGUUAAAUUCUGGGCAUAUGAACAGUAUAAGAGCUGGCUGACAAAAGAUGGUGCCAAAUUAGGGACUGUUGAGAGAUUUGUUUCUGGGUCCCUGGCAGGAACAACAGCGCAGACAUUCAUCUACCCCAUGGAGGUUCUAAAGACCAGGUUGGCUGUAGGCAAAACUGGGCAAUACUCAGGAAUGUACGACUGUGCCAAGAAGAUCUUGAAGUACGAAGGCGUGGGAGCCUUUUACAAAGGUUACAUCCCAAACUUCCUUGGCAUCAUCCCCUAUGCAGGAAUAGAUCUGGCUGUUUAUGAGCUGUUGAAGAAUUACUGGCUAGAGUAUCAUGCGGAAAACUCUGUAAACCCUGGGGUAUUGGUGCUGCUGGGAUGUGGUACUUUGUCUAGUACAUGUGGCCAAUUGGCCAGCUAUCCCCUGGCUCUAGUCAGGACUCGCAUGCAGGCUCAAGCCAUGGUGGAAGGCGCACCCCAGUUGAAUAUGGUUGGCCUCUUUAAGAGAAUAGUUAGCCAAGAAGGGAUCCUUGGACUUUACAGGGGCAUCACGCCUAACUUCAUGAAGGUGUUGCCUGCAGUCAGCAUCAGCUAUGUUGCAUAUGAGAAAAUGAAGGAAACCUUGGGAGUAGCCUCGAAGUGAAGGAUGAACUUACAAAGCAGGACAGUAUCUGCGUGUUCCUCAUCCCUUAAAGUCACCAAAGGUCUUUGAGAAGAGAUGCGUCAUGGCUCCAGUGGGAGAAACAUAUCAAAUAGUCUCUUACCGUCAUUCUGCAUAUGUGAAAAUACAAGGAUGAAAUUAUAAUUUUGUUAAGUUCUUUAUAUGUUAAAAUGUUUGAUAUUCUCAGAGCUCUACUUGUCCUCUUGGCUCCCUAGGCCUUGUCUAAAAUGAUCAAUUAGCUUGAAACACAAUGGAAGAGAAACUUAUUUUCAAGAGUAAAGUUUUCAAACAUUCACUUUUUGGUCCGUUAGACCAAUUUAUGUUAUCUUUUGUAUUUGAAUGCCUUGAAGAUGCUCACCAGCUGGGUUUUACGUAUUUUGGGGGUAUAUUUUGAAUGUCUUUUGCAACCAUUAAGAAAAAAACAACAGCGCAUUUAAGCUAGUUUAUAGUAACUAAGCAAGUGGAGUUAUUUUUCUUUAAGCAAAAUAAAAACACAAGGGGAGAGUUGUCAAAGUGUGAGAAUACCUCUAUUUCUUAUAAUUAUGAUAUAUGGAAGAGUGAUGAAACUAUGCUCAUUUCACUGGUAACUUUUUGGCUUCGUUUGUAGAUGCUGUUAUGUUAAUAACACAUUUUAGUUCUCAUGACUAAAUUUGGAAAGGAAAUCACCAGUAUGAACAAAUCUGCUUAAUAUUAAAGGAGAACUCAGUGGGAAUACCCCAUGAUAUCGUAAAUUCCAGCUUUAGUUUAAAUCCAGUUUAAAUAUUCAAUUCUCAGUUAUUUUCUGGAGUGGAAACAUUUCUCCUUUGUUCAGUUUCUUUGCUGUUACUCCUCUCAACUUGUGUAGUUUGAGUGUGGAAAUGGUGUAUUUUUUAAUAGUUCUUCAAGAUUUAUUAGUGCUUUUGUCACAGCUACCUUGUUAACGUUGGUGGUGUAAGUCUCAUCAUUUUCAUUUUAUAGAAGUGAAAUGAUUCAUCCAAAGGAACAGAGGUAAUAAAUGACAGCUAGAAAUCCAUGCCAGUCUGUCUGAUGCCAGUCAGUCAUCUGUUCAGUUGAUGACCAGGCACUGUUAAGUUAUGGGAAUACAAUAAAAGGGGCAAAAAACUAUUCUUAUCCUCAAAGAGCAUACAUUCUUUUUUGGGGGUGGGUGGGGCGAUGAGGGUUAAGUGACUUGCCCAGGGUCACACAGCUAGUAAGUCUUGUGUCUGAGGCUGGAUUUGAACUCGGGUCCUCCUGAAUCCAGAGUUGGUGCUUUAUCCACCAUGCCACCUAGCUGCCCAAGGGCAUACAUUCUAAUGGAGAUGUGAUGGUAUAAGUAAUUAGAUACAUACAAUGUGUAUACAGCACAGAUAAAAAGUAACAAGAUGAGAUUGGAAAAAGAGGGUUUUUCCCACUAUACCCCACUGCCUCCCCAGAAACGAGCCUAUGUUAGUUUUCUAUAUGCCAAGUAAAAUUAUCCAUAUAUCAGAAGCAACAGAUGUUCUUGGCAGCUGAUUCCAAUUCCAGGUACAUUUCAGUGGAAUGUGGAUGAUUAGCUGUACAGAGAGAGAGAGAGACCCUGAAGCUGCUGUUACAGCAGCUCACAUCUGUGCUCUGGGACCUACUGUGAAAUUCCUUGUAUUUUAUUUCCAAGCCAUUCUUUGCCUGAAAGGAAGAAUUCCUAUUUCUAGCAUGGACUUUGGGGUCUGAAUUGUUUAAUACACGUGCAGCCAAUAGUUAAGCAUGGCUUUACAAAAUGAUACCUAUUUGAAAAGUAUUUUAGGGUAUAGUAACAUCACUAACUAAAAUUUGUGACCACAAAACUUUUUUUUUCCUGGUCAGGUUCUUCCCCCCACCCCGAAAUUUGAAUAAGAUUUAGAAAUACUAGUUAGGAGCUUAUAAUUAAGCUCUCCAAACUUAUAAAUAACAAGCUUGAGGAUUCCUGAUAGGAGGGUUUUUUUUGGGGGGGGGGGGCGUUGUUACAAAGCACCUACACAUGUGAACAAUCAAGUGCUGCUUAUAACUACUGUUUGCUAUUCCUUAGUCUACCUCCUGCUUCUCCUGAACCAAAGAGAGCAACAAGGCAUUUGACCCCUACUGAAUGCUUGGGAAAUUUGUUUUGAAAAGUAGUUUUCACACAAAAUUAUUCCUGCCGAAUGCUUACAUGUCUAGAAUAUAUACAAUAAGAGUAUAUAUUGUUGUGUCCUCCAGGGAUUUCUUGGUACCUUAGAAUAAUCCCGAAAUAAUUCAGCAGGCUACACAUUCCAGUCUUUAUUUUAGUCAUCCAACAGGAGGAUUGAUCAUUUUGCUAACUUUGACAUAUCCAUUUGCUGAAAAAGGGAAACUGUUCAGCUGUCACCAUUUGCUUCUAUAGAGAUUAUUUGAAAUGUGUAAGGAAUGAAAGCAAUUUUAUAUGUGCUUCCUCUUUCUCUUGAAAACAUCUGUUUACUUUCAUAAAAGCUGGAAUUUUAAGAUAGCCUCUUUCUGGCAUUGAACCAUGUAUUUCUAUUAAAA
Messenger RNA from Dromiciops gliroides (monito del monte), 4574 nucleotides. Its product is annotated as calcium-binding mitochondrial carrier protein SCaMC-1-like. The coding region runs from base 636 to 2066 and encodes 476 amino acids. Gene Ontology annotation, cellular component: mitochondrial inner membrane. The transcript is spliced from 10 exons. Gene Ontology annotation, molecular function: ATP transmembrane transporter activity; calcium ion binding. Lineage: Eukaryota; Metazoa; Chordata; Mammalia; Microbiotheria; Microbiotheriidae. Gene Ontology annotation, biological process: transmembrane transport. The record is from RefSeq and is a predicted model, not a curated record.